GUUCACUCCACUGCAUUAAGCGACCUUGCAAAUCUAUAUCGAACCAUGGCCCGAAGUGCAAGCACCAGGCACAGUAACCACGCAAGCUACGAAAAGCAAGCGAGCUCGAAAGCUAUUAAGGUGGCUGCCGAUGGUAUGUGCUUCAUGUGUGACUUAGAGGCCGACAACUGCGUGCAUAUUAUAAGAAAGACAGAUGGAUCAGUCCAGAUCCUGGCCCAGAAAGGGCUCAUCAACUUCCAGCUCAAGUCGGCAAUGAAUAGAAUCGGGUUAUGCGCAUCUUGCCAUGUCAGAUAUGAGGACCAGUUAGACCCGAGGCUGACGUUCUACCCUCAAGACAUUGAUUUCUUUAUCUUCUUUGAGCUGCGUGAUCGAGCCCGCCGGAGCAAGGAUGGGUCCGUCCGGAGAGUGCCCACGGCCGCACAAUACGCCAAACGGGGCGCGCUAUACACAAGGAUUGUUUUCAGGAGAAAGGGACAAGAUGAGGCGAUAGUCAAAGAUCCUGCGCGCUGGGAUGGCGCACCACUGGGCGCUCUCAAAAGAGCAUUUGACAUCAUGGGAUGUCCCAGGGCGGAUGGAAUCCCGGAAGGGGAUACGCAGCGCUUGAGAGAUCUUUGGGAUCUCUAUCACAGGGACGAUGAUGAUACAGCCCAGCGAGUGGCAGCUCGGUAUGGUUUUAGCGCCUCAGAAGAACAUUUCGGUCUUGGGGCGGUGGACUCGCAUAACGACCAGUACGCCGGCGAAUCGAAUGACCAGGGGGAUUUGGAUAUGGAUUGGGACUCGCCAAGUCCAAGCGAACAGACCGAGCUGGACCAGAGCGGAUAUAGUUACAGGCGAUUCAGAAAACAGCUUACCAUUGAGAACCCAAAAUGUGCGUCCUUUGACUACAGGAACUGGUGUUGGGAAUUUGGCCCUAAUUCGACCUCGAACCAAAAGGCUCAGCAGAUCUAAUCUAGUGUUGAUUUUGAGAUCCCAGAUAGCCCGGCUACUUAUUUGCUUUGUGGUGUCUAAAGUCUCUGC
Molecule: messenger RNA, 1017 nt
Organism: Aspergillus versicolor CBS 583.65
Lineage: Eukaryota; Fungi; Ascomycota; Eurotiomycetes; Eurotiales; Aspergillaceae
Exons: 2
Coding region: 46-948 (300 amino acids)
Source: RefSeq, a predicted model, not a curated record